This is a messenger RNA of Staurois parvus, 215 nucleotides long. The record is from the annotation of a GenBank genome assembly. NCBI's taxonomy places the organism in Eukaryota, Metazoa, Chordata, Amphibia, Anura, Ranidae.
UACAUAUCAGUGCCCAUCUGAGCUGCCUUUCAGUGCCACCUAUCAGUGCCAGUCAGUUCCACCUAUCAAUGCUGCCAAUCAGUGCUGCCUAUCAGUUGCCCAUCAGUGCCACAUAUCAGUGCCCACCAGUGCAGCCUAUCAGUGCCCAUCACUGUAGCCUCAUUAGCGCACAUCAGUGAAGGAGAAAAAUCACUUAUUUAAAAAAUUUUAUAACA